UAGUAUUAAAGUGUUAGCAGAAUAAUGCGGUUAUGUCAUUUAGUGGUAAUUGCUGUGUUGUUAGUGAUAGUCUGUGCAAACAAAACAGACCAUUGUCCCAAUGUGAAAACAUCACUCGAUUCUAUUAGGAAGAGGCGGCAUCUUACGUUUCCAGAUGGAAGUAAUUUUGUGAUGACCAUAUCAUUGGUGAAGGCAUUCAUGACCCACGCACCUGCUGGAUGGAACAUCGCUCUAGAGAUAGACGUCCUCUUCCCAUUACCAGAUGCGAAAUUCACAAAAACUUACUUCAGAAGAAAGUUACACCACAAACAGAAGAGAGAGUUCUGGGAAAGGCUUCAGAACGCGAUUGAUUACCAUAACCUGAAUGGCCGCGCCUGCAUAAUGAGGAGCAUAUGUGAAGCUAGAAACUAUUUGGCUCCGCCCGGGAAGUCUCUGGUCCACGAUUUACUGAGGGCUAUUUUUACAGCACCAAUUCACGAAGAGGAAUUCACUGAGGAAGUAGCUGAUAUGUACAACGAAAUUUUAGAUCCCGACGUCUGCGAUCAAGUCAUCGAUUGCCCCUUUUCUUUGCUGCAUUUUGUUUUGACUUUGAAUAAAAUGAAAUAUUAGUGUAAAUAGGAAGUCUAUUGGGUUAGAAUUUUUAAAAAAGAAAAGCUUUUAGUUUCUGUAAUAUACGUAUAUUACGCUUAUUCAACAGCCGUGAUAGCCCAAUAGCCGUGAUAGCCCAGUGGAUAUGACCUCUGCCUUCGAUUUGGAGGGCGUAGAUUAGCAUCCAGUCCGGGACAUGCACCUCCAUCUUUUCAGUUAUGUGCAUUAUG
This is a messenger RNA of Bicyclus anynana (squinting bush brown), 818 nucleotides long. RefSeq lists its product as uncharacterized. The record is from RefSeq and is a predicted model, not a curated record. The transcript is spliced from 4 exons. Bases 25 to 609 code for a protein of 194 amino acids. Lineage: Eukaryota; Metazoa; Arthropoda; Insecta; Lepidoptera; Nymphalidae.